AUGAAGCUGCUCCUGGCCGUGGCCGCGCUCUGCGCAUGCGUGGUAGCAGUCCCCGUCCCAGAAGACAAGGCCGAUGGAGUGUUCCUGAAGAGACAGCUGCUGGUUCUGAAGCUGCUCAAACACAUCGGCCAGCCCGUGGCAGACCCCGACCUCGUCAGCAUCAAGAACUCUUAUGUACCGCUCAACAACCUCGAGAAGUACUCGGACCCGGAGGCGGUGCGGCGGUGCUGCAGCUACGUGUCGACCGGGCGGUCGCUGGCGAGGAACGCGGUGUUCAGCCUGUUCGACGAGCGCCACCGCGAGGAGAUGGUGGCGGUGUUCGAGGCGCUGUACGCGGCGCGCGACUUCGACGCGCUGCUGGGCACGGCGGUGUUCCUGCGCGACCGCCUCAACCCGCGCCUCUUCCUGUACGCGCUCAGCGUGGCGCUGCUGCACCGGCGAGACUGCCGCGGCCUCACGCUGCCGCCCGCCUACGAGAUCACGCCGCACAUGUUCCUCACCACCGACGUCGUGCGCCGAGCCUACCAGGCCAGGAUGCGGCUCAAACCAACUAUCAUCCCUAUGAAAUUUACUGGCUCGGUGAACAACCCGGAACAGAGAGUAGCGUACUUCGGCGAGGACUUGGGCAUGAACUCGCACCAUCAGCACUGGCACAUGGACUUCCCGUUCUGGUGGAAGCCAACCUAUGACCAACCCAAGGACCGCAAGGGAGAACUCUUCUUCUACAUGCACCACCAAAUGACCGCCAGAUUCGACGCUGAGCGGCUGUCCAAUGACCUGCCACCGGUGCGGCCGCUGGGCUGGUACGAGCAGAUCGAGGAGGGCUUCGCGCCGGGCGCCAUGUACGAGAACGGCCAGGAGUUCCCCAUGCGGCCCGACCGCGUCAGCUUCCGCGACCUGCCCUGGCUGCGCAUCUCCAGCAUGCAGGCCUACGAGGACCGCAUCCGGGACGCCAUCGCAGCCGGAUUCGUCAGAACGGUAAGAUCGGACACGGAACACGCUCCGACGGGGGUGCUGUACCUGAACGAGACGGACGGCAUCAACGUGCUGGGUGAGAUCAUCGAGUCGUCCAGACACAGCGUGAACCCACUGUACUACGGCCAGCUGCACAACGAUGCCCACGUGCUGCUCUCCAAGAUCGUCGACCCCGACCAGCGCUACGGGAUGCCGCCCGGCGUGAUGGAGCACUUCGAAACAGCCACCAGGGACCCCGCCUUCUUCCGGCUACACAAGCACAUCGACAACCUGUUCUACGAGCACAAGAACCGCCUGCAGCCCUACAGGCGAGAAGAGCUGAACUUCCCAGGCGUCCAAGUGGAAGCGGUCAAGGUGGUGGGCACGUGCAAGGCCAGCGUCCCCAACCUGCUGGUCACCUACUUCGACGAGACUCACGUCGAUCUCGGCAACGCCGUGGAGUCCGACUACAAGACCGAAGUCAACAUCAAGGCUGUGGUGAACCGCCUGAACCACGAACCGUUCCGCUACGUCAUCACCGUGAGGUCAGAGCGCGAGGUGAAUGGUCUGGUGCGCAUCUUCCUGGCGCCUAAGCUCAACUGGUUCGGGCAACAGGUGCCGCUCAAAGACCUUCGCUGGAGCACCAUCGAGCUCGACAAGUUCCCCGUCAAGUUGAGGGUGGGCGAGAACGUGGUGGUCCGCAGCUCUGAAGACUCCUCGGUGACCAUCCCAGAGCCGCGCAGCUUCCCAGACCUCGUCAAGGACGUGCAAGCCGCCAUGCGGGGAGAGCAGGAGUUCGCCCUAGACAAGUACCACCGCCACUGUGGGUUCCCACACCGCCUGUUGCUGCCCAAGGGUAAGCAGGAGGGCAUGCCCUACCUGCUUUACGUCACCGUCACCGACUACCAGAGGGACGUGGUUGACGACAAGAUGACUCCUGAUGACAUCGAGAGCCUGACCUCCCUCAGCUACUGCGGAGUGCUGGAAGGCAAGAUACCCGACCGCAGGCCGCUCGGCUUCCCCUUCGACCGCAGAAUCGAGUCUGUCGAUGAAUUCAUGACACCCAACUCCAAGGUCAUCGAGAUCACCAUCAAGAACGCCAAGUAGCAAGUUAUGCCCAUCUGAGAACCAGACAUGCCCACCGGACUCGAACAGAACAACACAGUUAACAGCUUCAGCAACUAGAGCCAUCAUGGUGCCUGCAGUCGACGACCAAAUCCACCGAAACACAUCAUAAAGUCGAUGAACU
This is a messenger RNA of Schistocerca piceifrons (Central American locust), 2203 nucleotides long. RefSeq names its product hemocyanin-like. Bases 1 to 2061 code for a protein of 686 amino acids. The record is from RefSeq and is a predicted model, not a curated record. Gene Ontology annotation, molecular function: oxidoreductase activity. Lineage: Eukaryota; Metazoa; Arthropoda; Insecta; Orthoptera; Acrididae. The transcript is spliced from 12 exons.